CGAAAACGUCACCGUAUUUUGGUCUACGCAGCUGACGAUGUAAACAAGAAAAGACAGUCUAGCAGGCCGGUGACACCUCCACUUUAAAGCAGUCUGCGCCUCGGCAUCGACCAACAUGGGCCUGCCUGUCAUCAUUAAAGUGAAUUUUCGUGGGAAUGUGAAGAGAUUCCUGGCGGGCGAGCUGGACAAGCUGGAGUGGAGCUCGGUGGAAACCUGGAUUAAAGCCUCAUUCGGAAUAAACCACUUUCAAGUGAAGUACUUUGAUGAAGACAGUGAAGAGAUUUGCAUUAACAGUCAAGAUGAGUAUGAAGAAGCCAUCAAGAGCGCAGAGAAGCAAGGCAGCCUCCUCAAGAUGAACGUGUAUAAGAUGAAAGGUCAAGCCUGCGGAGGCCCGCUCAAGACGGAGGUCAAGGAGCUGAAGGGGGACCUGCGACCCGCACCGCCGUAUCCGUCAAGGGUCAAGACGGUGGACAAGGGCACGCAGGUCACUCCAGAGCGAGAAGCUGUGACUGUGAAGGACAGCAAGGGGACCAAAGCAGACGACGAGCCUCCUCCCAUGUGGUUUAGAUCAUACAUGGAGAAGUUCAAAGACGAGGUUGUUAAAGAGGUAGUGGAAAGGAUGUGCAGUGACUUCUCUGGCCAGUGUUGCACACACAAGUCUCCCACUGCGCCCCCUGAGCCCAGUGGAGCCAGCUGUGCUCCCAUGGGGCCCAGGCCUGGGCCCCCCACCACCACGGUGGGACCCAAACCAGGCCCCUCCACCUCCAGUGGAUCUCUAGGUUACACCCCAAACUGCAGCAGCUGCAACAAGCUCACCUCUGAAGGAGCCUACAAGUGCAGCGUUUGCCCAUCCUGCAUCCUUUGCGAGAUGUGCCGACACAGCCAUGACCCCAGCCACAACCUCGUGAGAACCAAGACACCUCUCUCCAUCCCGGAACACGGAAUGUCGGGAGAACUGAGGUUCCUACGGCGAGGAGACAGGACGGUGCGCAAGGCCGAGCGCCAGCGCCUCAAAGCAGAAAGGAGGCAGCUGAGAGCCGAAGUGAAGGAAAUCAAGAAGAAACUGAGACUGGAGAAGAGGGGCCUGCAAUGGAGCGGGCCCUCUACCUCAGGCCGAGCCGUCCUGGCUAACACGGCCUCCGCCUCCACCCAGGCCCCUGCCCUGCCCCCGCCCGUCGCCUCAGACACAGCCUCAGGUCCCGUCCCCGCCCCCGGCCCGGCCCCGGCCCCGGCCCCCGACCCGCAGGCCUCCAGUCCAGAGGGUCCCGGGGCCGCGCACUCGUCCUUGCUGCCCACUAUGGCCGCCUUGUUUCUGGAUGAAAAUCUGCCUGACGGCACCCGUCUGGAGCCCGGAACCAUUUUCAUCAAAUACUGGAAGAUGAGGAACUCGGGGACUAUCAGCUGGACCCCAGAGACCAAGCUGGUGUUAGUUUGGGGGAACCUCAGCCUGGCGUCGCAGGAGAAAAGGGCAGUGCCGGUGCCUCUGCUGCCGCCUGGGAAAGUGGGCAUGGUCAGCGUGACCUUGGUGGCCCCCAUGAUGGAGGGCACAUACAGCUCCCAUUGGCGCCUGGCGCACUGCGGCCAGCAGUUCGGCCCGCGCGUGUGGUGCAGCGUCGUGGUGGAACGCGGCAGCGCCAUCAACGCUCGGAUGCGGCUGAGGAAACAGCUGCAGUCAGGAGCGAAGGUGUCCAAGGAUUGUUUGGACAGCCACGAGGGCCCCUUCCCGCCGUAUAUGGACCUGCUGACUGCACAGGAUCUUCUGUCCUUCGAGUUAAUGGAUAUAAACAUUGUGCAGGAGCUGGAGAAGGUGCCAACCAACACCCCCGUGGAUUUGACACCCUGCAUUUCCCCGCUGCCCCCCGAUGAACCAGAGAAUGCCGCCAAAGACGACACAGAGGUCACAGGUGUCCGAAAACUUUUUGGAGGGAAACCAAAGAUCCAGAGGGAGCACCCGUGGGAGUCUGCCACCCCGGAGGAGGAGCGUGAGGAGGAGAUCAGUGGCGCUCAGUUCCUGUGUGAGACGGUCAUCCGCUCCCUCACCUUGGAGGAGGCGCCCGACCACAGGCCCCUGCGCAGGAGCCAGUUGCACUGUAGCCGCCUGCCACAAGUUGUUUCUCGGGGCCCCGCCUUUGAGAGGACGGCGGCGUCUGAGAAGAGCGAGGGAGAAGGAAAUGAAAUUUGCGGCCUCGCGGGUGCCAGUGUAGCUCUGCCACCCAUCUUGUGCCUCGCCCAGGAAGAAGAGACGAGGACAGCCCCCCCCGCUAGCUCGCGUCACACUGACGACGACGAUGACGAUGAUGAUGAUGAGGAUGAAACCGUGAAGGGCAGUAAAGAUGAGAAGGUGGAAGACUGGGAUGAGGUCAGCAGCCAGACCUCUUCCUCGUCCUCCUGCGAUGACUUCAUCAUCGUCCUCCCCGACUGCUUUGACAUCAGCCGUCCACUGGGGGAGUCCAUGUACAGCUCUGCCUUGUCACAGCCCGACGCCGUCGUCACGGCGACCCUGGCUAGCCCGGAGUUGCUGCAGGAGGAGGACUACACCUCUGAUGUGGGUGAGGCAUCGCCACCCGGAGAAGAGGAGCAGCAGACGGAGGGUGUUGAUGAAAUCGACCCGGCCGGCGGCGGCACUCUGGCCACGCCCCCCCUCACCAUCCACAGCAGCGUCAACCAGAUGUUGUGCGCCUCUCAGACUCUGGACGCCGCCACGCUCACCCCAGAAGUGGUGCCCCCGCCGCCCGCCCUCUACUCACCCAGAUCCGAGGCGCUGUACUUGGCAGAAGACGCCUGUCAUGAAGCGGACGAGUCGCACACGCCCAGGGUCCACGCUAACAUUUCAUCAGGUCUGUCCAGAUCUGCAGGCUCAGCCUCGAGUGCCUUUGAGACGUACAACCCCAGACCGAGCAACGCACUGCAGCCCAGGGGCCAAGGGGGCAUCACCGAGGGACUGGUAAAGGGGGCUCUUUCAGUGGCGGCGUCCGCUUACAAGGCUCUGUUCACCGCGCCCAACUGUCCCGUACAGCGAGGCAUCGACCCGGCCACCCGCCAGGACCCGUCUCUCAUGGCCAUGCUGCUGGAGAUGGGCUUCAGGGACCAGCGGCUCAACCAGCGGCUGCUGAGGAAGCACAGCUACAACCUGCUGCACACCGUCAACGAGCUGGUGCAGAUGGCCGAGGACACGCCGCCCAACCGGGCCGUGGAGGCUCGGCACUGACGGGGAGGGGAUUUUUUUGUCCCGAAGUAUUUCAUGUGGUCGCUCAAGCUGUGUAGCUUUAUUUAGAAGUAGGCCACUCAUGAUUUUUAAGUCUCCAUUCGGACCAAGCGUGACUUGCUUUAUUCUUAGGUGGGGCGUGGCUAGCUGACGAAAUCAGAAGUGCUGAAUGUUGUGGGGUCACAAUUGUUUUAGGGGGCGUGAAUAUUCCGCGUGCAACCUUUCUUCAUUUCUUGUAGUCCACUUUUGCCUAAACAAUGCAAUCUCUUUUGUAUCCGAGUACUGUUCUCUCUCUCAUUAGACGUUGACGUGUGGAAUGUAUACAAAAAAUCUGUAUAUCACCGACAGGCGUGCGCGCUUUCACCAAAACUAGCGAUGGUCAUUUAGCACUCGUAGAACCUGAGACGUCUCCAGAACAACACAUUCCUCAAUCUCCAGUAGUACCGUGAGUCUUUCUUAUUCCUACAUUGCCUUUUCAUGAAGUAUCAUUAUUCCAGUUGCUUGUCUGCUGUGUGUCUUAGAGAAGAUUGCUAUUCUUUCAUGCGUGCAAGCGAGAGUGGCGUUCCGUUUGAGCGCUAUUUUCUCCCGUCGAGUGUUGUCCGUUGUUGUGCUCAAUCUCAAGAUGGAUGCUUUGGAAAAUAAAUGCUUGUCAUUUCUUCGGCAACCACAUUCACCACCCUUCUGCUGUAGAUCUGAAAAAUAAACAAUUUGCACAUUG
Messenger RNA from Dunckerocampus dactyliophorus (ringed pipefish), 3923 nucleotides. RefSeq names its product NBR1 autophagy cargo receptor a (gene nbr1a). Gene Ontology annotation, molecular function: ubiquitin binding. NCBI's taxonomy places the organism in Eukaryota, Metazoa, Chordata, Actinopteri, Syngnathiformes, Syngnathidae. The transcript is spliced from 22 exons. The record is from RefSeq and is a predicted model, not a curated record. Gene Ontology annotation, biological process: macroautophagy. The coding region runs from base 116 to 3208 and encodes 1030 amino acids. Gene Ontology annotation, cellular component: phagophore assembly site.